UGUUGUAGAGGGAUUUGGAUUGAGAGAACGAGAUGUUAUUAUUGCUGUUAAGCGUCAAGCAGAUAUCCAUCGACUGGAAAAUACUCUUUUCCAUUUGAAGUUCUCAAUUUAUCUCAAAGGCCCACCGGUUCGGUACUUGCUUCUGAUUGCUUCUGAUUAGGCAUACAUCUAGCUGUAGUAUUAGGGGCCGGAAAACCAGAAUAUCCGCUAUGCUAAUUCGACCCAUGAUAUGCCUCCCCAGAGGUUCAGUGCUUUGAUUUAGAUAUAAGCAAAAUCAAAACAAUCUCGCAUAAACAACCGGGGGCGCAGGUGUUGGUUUUUGCCUCUGCUAUCAUUCGGUAGAUUUUGGAGGACUGGCCUAUUCCCGGCGACUAGUUUCUCCAGCAGGUAUUCAAAACACUUGCCAUCUAGUAACUGGUAAACAAGUGGCCUGACUCGACCGAUCGUGUAUAAAUACAAGUCUCUGCUGAUCGACGAAGUUCAGUUGAUACUUUUGACCGCUUGAGGAUAUGUCGCAGUAUAAGUACCUGUCGGGUUUUGGCUCGCACUUUUCCUCCGAGGAUGAGCGGUAUCCCAACUCCUUGCCGCUGGGUCAGAACUCGCCUCAGGUUUGUCCUUACAAACUUUAUGCAGAGCAACUCUCAGGAAGCGCCUUCACAGCGCCAAGAACCGAAAACGUAAGAACCUGGCUCUACAGAAAACUGCCUUCGGCAGUGCAUCAGCCAUUCCAGCCGUUUAAAGGAGCGCCCUACUUCAAGCAAAACUGGGAUGAGCAGCCACCAAACCCAAAUCAGCUUCGCUGGAAACCCUUCGAUUUGCCGCCUCAGCAGGGCAGGAAGGUUACUUUCGUAGAGGGUCUGCAUACGGUCUGUGGCGCUGGGGAUCCUAGAGCUCGACAUGGGCUGGCGAUCCACAUAUACUCGUGCAACGAGUCCAUGGAUAACUCGGCUUUCUACAACAGCGAUGGUGAUUUCUUGAUCGUGCCUCAGCAGGGAAUUUUGGAUAUAACCACCGAGAUGGGUCGAAUGAAAGUGGCACCCAACGAGAUUUGCGUGAUCCCUCAGGGCAUUCGAUUCGCUGUCAGUGUGAACGGUCCCUCCAGAGGCUAUAUACUGGAGGUGUACGAUGGUCAUUUCGUUUUGCCAGACCUGGGACCCAUCGGUGCCAAUGGUCUGGCCAAUCCCAGGGACUUUGAAACGCCAGUGGCUUGGUUCAAUGAUCGACCCAUCGAAGACUUCCAGGUUAUAUCCAAAUUCCAGGGCAGUCUCUUUGUUGCCCAGCAGAAUCACAGUGUCUUCGAUGUGGUGGCCUGGCAUGGAAACUAUGUUCCCUACAAAUACGAUCUAUCCAAGUUCAUGGUCAUCAAUUCGGUGAGCUUCGACCACUGCGAUCCCAGCAUCUUCACAGUCCUCACGUGUCCAAGUCUGAGGGCUGGAACCGCCAUUGCCGACUUUGUCAUCUUCCCACCCAGGUGGUCCGUUCAGGAGCACACGUUCCGACCGCCCUACUAUCACAGAAACUGCAUGAGCGAGUUCAUGGGCUUGAUUUUAGGUAAAUAUGAGGCCAAGGAGGAUGGCUUUGCCGCUGGUGGAGCCACUCUCCACUCGAUUAUGACCCCACAUGGUCCGGAUGUAAAGUGCUUUGAGGGCGCCUCGAAUGCGAAACUUGUGCCGGAACGUAUCGCUGAGGGAACACAGGCCUUUAUGUUCGAGUCCUCGCUGAGUCUGGCCGUGACCAAAUGGGGAGAGGACACAUGCCAGAAGCUGGAUGGCGCUUACUACGAAUGCUGGCAGGCCCUAAAGGAUAAUUUUACCCUUGGCAAAGCUCAGAAAUAGUUCUUGUGCCAAAUUAAAGCACAGAAUAUAUACGUACUAAUAAUAUGUAAUUACGUAUAUGUAUAUAAUUGAAUCACAAACACAUAAACAUUGAUGGACGUCA
Drosophila miranda is the source of this 1938-nucleotide messenger RNA. RefSeq names its product homogentisate 1,2-dioxygenase (gene hgo). Gene Ontology annotation, biological process: L-phenylalanine catabolic process. Gene Ontology annotation, molecular function: homogentisate 1,2-dioxygenase activity. Bases 510 to 1835 code for a protein of 441 amino acids. Lineage: Eukaryota; Metazoa; Arthropoda; Insecta; Diptera; Drosophilidae. Gene Ontology annotation, cellular component: cytoplasm. The record is from RefSeq and is a predicted model, not a curated record. The transcript is spliced from 8 exons.